AUGGAUGAUCAAGAGAAUAAAGAUCAAAACAGCCUUCCAGGCCAACAGUCGACGGCUGGCAGCAACAGUGAUCAGCCCAACUCAGUGACGGAUUUUAGCAUGCUGUCACCCGAAGCGCAGGCGCUUGCAAAUCAAUAUAGUGAAGAAUUUCAGUUAAUUUUGGAGACCUAUGGAGCAGAAUUCAUAGAAACCAAUAUGCCUACAUUUCUGGGCGUUUUGAAGAAAUUAGAUGAAGUCUUUGGAAUGUAUUCGGAUUUGAAGACAAGGAAUGCAAAAGAAACUGAUGAUGAGGCCUCUCACUAG
This is a messenger RNA of Mesocestoides corti, 303 nucleotides long. The record is from the annotation of a GenBank genome assembly. NCBI's taxonomy places the organism in Eukaryota, Metazoa, Platyhelminthes, Cestoda, Cyclophyllidea, Mesocestoididae.